Messenger RNA from Gigantopelta aegis, 11246 nucleotides. Its product is annotated as afadin-like. The record is from RefSeq and is a predicted model, not a curated record. The transcript has 26 exons. Gene Ontology annotation, biological process: signal transduction. The coding region runs from base 153 to 6863 and encodes 2236 amino acids. Lineage: Eukaryota; Metazoa; Mollusca; Gastropoda; Neomphalida; Peltospiridae. Gene Ontology annotation, molecular function: protein binding.
GAUCAAUCGAAUGAGGGUCAAGCCUGAAGACUGAAGUCUUUUGUGGAUUUUACUACUUUCAAACUUUUCGGAACGCAAGCAAAGUGUACAGAUGUGAUCGUUUUCACAAUUUUCAAGGAUUUUUGUAGAAUCGGGAUAUUAGAGCCGCAAAUAUGUCCAUGGGACAGGCGAGCGAAGAUCGCCAGCGGCUUAUUCAACUUAUAAAACAGUGGAAUGUGGACCAUUACGACAUUUUCGAACUAAGUCCACCAAAUGAGGAUAACGAGUUCCAUGGAGUAGUGAGGUUUUUCUUUCAAGGAGGUGGUGCCAAUGUUGUAACAAAAUGUAUUCGUGUGGCAAGCGAUGCAACAACGGCCGAAGUGAUCGAAGUCCUCGUAGAAAAAUUUCGUCCCGAUAUGCGCAUGUUGACACAAGGCAAAUAUGCUCUGUAUGAAGUGCAUGUUAAUGGUGAGGAGCGUAAGCUGGAGCUGGAUGAGAAGCCGCUGUGGGUACAGCUGAACUGGGGGCUGGACGUACGCGAAGGACGCUUCCUCCUCAAGAGAGAAGACGAGAAAACGGCUAAAGGAGCCACUGGUGACUGGAACGUUGCAGACAAGGCUCAGGAAAGCCAGCCUGGAUUCAAGCGGAAACUUUCGAAGAGAGAGAAGAAGGAAAAGAAGAAACGCGAGAAGGAUAAAAACAAGGAGAAUGUGGAGAAGGGUGGCGACAGUGUUGCAGAGAAGCUGUACAACGACCUGCCGGAGACGAGCUUCACGCGCAGUAUCUCCAACCCUGAGGCCGUCAUGAGGCGCCGGCGACAGCAGAAACUCGAUAAGAAACUCGAGCAGAUGAGAGGGCAGGAGGGAAACCAGGAAUCAGGUGGAACUCUGAAGAUCUAUGGCGAGUCAGUGCGUCCGGACAUCCCAUACAAAACUCUGCUGUUGUCAACGUCCGACACCACAGAGAUGGUCGUCAGGGAGGCCAUGGAGAAGUACGGACUGGACAAGGAGGAUCCAGAGAAAUACUGCUUGGUGCAGGUGGUGGUGCCCCCAGGUGGACUGGAGUAUCAUGGUGGACAGAUGGGGGAGGAGAGAAUUAUGGCCGACGAUGAGUGUCCACUGCUGGUCAUCAUGCAACACCCCAAAAACAGAGGACACAUCAUCUUCCAGUUGCGACAUCGUCCAAAUAACUACCAGCAACCGACCAAGAAACGGCAGCGAGCAGUGUCACAUGACGACAUCCGGUUUGCGCACGAACCCAAACACGUCAACCUCGACCAGCUACCCUACUUGAUAGAACUCAACUCACGAGUUGCUAAGCCACGGCGCCAUGUUUUACCAAUUAAUGUCACUGAAGUUGGCAGUGAAAGAUCACUGUCUACAAGUGGCCAAUAUUUACAGUUAUAUGGUGGUGAUGUUAUGCCAAGACACUGUGUGAUAGCACACACGGAAGGGAUUGUGACUGUCACACCAACGAGCCGUGAAGCCGAGACGUACGUUGAUCGACAGCGCAUUUACGAAACAACGAUGUUAAAACACGGAAUGACAGUGCAGUUUGGAAAAUCUUACGCUUACAGAUUCUGUGAUCCACGAUUCGAAGACCCUUCACAUCGUUUCAUACCUCCAGACGUUUCCAUGCAUAAGCCUGCUUCCAUUCCCCACGAGACGAACUUUGACCUGGAUGGUCACAUAGAGACCAUAGGACAGGAACCGACCCGAGGAGCCCCUCCCAUGGACAAAAAGAGGGUUUCCAUGGAUCUUAGUAAGAGUUCUGAGCCCCAGCAGUCAGACGUGGAUCUGCUACCAGCCAGUUUGGAGUUCAGAAACAAUGAAGAGUCUCCACUGCUGCCGUCUGUGAUCCUCAACGUGAACAGCCGUGCGGUGCAGUUCAAGCUGGCACCCACCUACUCGCUGUACAUGGGCAUGCGCCACUGUCUGGUGCAGGCCAAACACCCAGAGUUGUCUGCCCAGCACCGAGCCCAGCGAGCUGGAGACUUCAUCAGCAGGAUGUCCAAGAUGGUGCAGCAAGCCAUUCAGGAGAAUCACAACGACCCGACGACGCUGGCAUUUUGGAUGGCGAACUCCUCUGAAGUGCUGCACUUCAUCAAGCAGGACCGCGAUCUGCAGAGCGUCAGUAUGGAGUGGCAGGAAGUGCUGGCUGAGGCCGUGCAGAUGGCCUUCCAGCACCUGGUGCGCUGUCUGCAGGUCGACCUGCACCGCGUGAUGCCUGCCUUCCUCGACCCCAGUGACGCUGAGGAGGACGACGACAGGAGAGAUAUGCACCAACAGCAGUACAACCAGAGCAAGCCCAUCCUGGCCGAUGUGCUGAACACACUGUCAGCUGCCAUGACGUUGUUACGACGUUGCCGUGUGAACGCUGCACUGACUAUCCAGCUGUUUUCCCAGCUGUUUCACUUCAUCAACAUGUGGCUGUUCAACAUCCUGGUCACCGAGCCACAGCUCCAGCUGUGUACAAGGGCAUGGGGGAUUCGACUCAAGCGCCGACUAGGUCGAAUCGAGGCCUGGGCCGAGAAACAGGGGCUCGAACUGGCCGCAGAUUGCCACUUGUGUCGCAUAAUACAGGCUGCACAUUUCCUCCAAGCAUCAAAGAGCACCGCUGACGACAUCACCAACAUCAGCUCCACCUGCUUCAAGCUGAACUCGAUGCAGUUCCGAGUUCUCCUGAUGCGCUACAUCCCCGAGCCGUCUGAGCCACUGAUGUCGCCGGUGUUCAUCGACCGCAUUGUGUCCAUCGCAGAGAACAUGGCCGACGAGCUGACACGGACGGACGGACGGGAGGUCAGGCUGGAGGAGGACCAGGACCUACACCUCCCCUUCCUGCUGCCAGAGGAUGGGUACUCCUGUGAUACGAUCCGCGGCAUUCCUAACGGACUGCCAGACUUCCUCAAGCCACUGCAGAACCAAGGGCUUUGUUACCUAAUUCCAAAUAACGCAUCUAAUGGAAGUUGGACAGUUUAUAUGGGAGAGGGAAAACCACUGGAGAGACAGCUACCCAAGGACCCGAUGCCGAAUGGGCUGCAGUCCUCCCCCACCCAGCCCAUACCACAGGAGCAGAAAUCCCCUGAAGUAAUGACCGUCAUAUUCAAGAAGGUCAAAGGAAGUAUGGGGCUCAGUAUUGUCGCUGCCAGGGGUGAGGGUCAGAGAGAGCGUGGAAUCUACAUCAAGUCGGUGGUGCCAGGUGGAGCUGCUGCCCUGGAUGGUCGUCUUCAGGCUGGAGACCAGCUCCUUGAGGUUGACGGGAUGAGUCUUGUUGGGCUCACACAGGACAAAGCGGCCGAGCUGAUGACGCGAACGGGCCUGACUGUGACACUGAAGGUUGCCAAACAGGGAGCUAUAUUCCAUGGACUGGCAACACUUCUGAGUCAACCCUCACCAACCAUGCAGAGAGCUGGAGGCACACCUCAGAAAGGUCCUGGAUCGAGUCCAGUUCCACAGAUGAACAACAACAACCUGCGAAACAAGCCGCAUCUCGAGGACGGACCGCCUCCCUACAACGAUGUCCCGCAGGACAUGCAGGACCAGGGCCCCGGACCUCACCGGAUGGUUAAUGAGGGUCCUCGCAAACAGCCCAGUCCGAAGAUUCAGGGUCCUCUACUGAGUGCUGGCCAAAGUCCUCAACAAGGUCCUCCACCGGGCCGGGGCCAGCAAGAACAUCCUCAUGUUGAUGACCGAUUGCGUUACGCAAUGGGAGCCACUGAAACCCAGGGUCAUCCCAACCCUCACCGGCCUCACGACCCCAACCCUCACCGGCCUCACGAUCCCAACCUUCACCGGCCUCACGACCCCAAUCUUCACCACAGAGAUAUGCAGGACAAAGAUCCGCGGUCCAAGUCUACGUCCAACCUUCACUCCGAGCCACAGUUUGAGCAGCAUGAUCCUCGCAUGAUGAAACCGGCAGCAUCAGUAGCCGCGCUCGGCCCCGGCAGUCAUGGAGGAUACGCUCAAGGCCCGCGACGGGAGGAGUACUCCCCAUACACUCAGAAAGUAAACGACUACGAAAACCAGCCCAAUAUGAACACGUACCCCAACGCGACCAGAGCCGACAAGCCGGGUCCGGGAUUCCAGGACAUCAAUCAGAACAUGGUGGAGGCUCCUCCUGGCAUGAAGCCGGGUCACUACCACAGUCAGCCUCAUCUUCAUCCCAAUCAGCCGCCACCUAACGACAGGUCGUCCAUGUCUUCGAAGGCCUCGAACACGAGCAGCCGAGAGAACCGACCGCAGUCUGCGUAUUAUGACCCGCACUGGAACCGAGACGAGUUCGGUGGAAUGAGGCCUAAGUCAGACGAGAUCACGCCGAACCGAAUCCGAGAGUGGCAGGAGAAGCUGGAGGAUCCUCGCAGUGCUCAUUUCCGUGGCAACCAGAUGCAGGAUCCUCAACAGAUACACUCUCCCAGCUCCCCCAAUUCCUCACACUACCAGACUGGGCCUCCAAUGUCGCCUGGUUAUCAACAGGGAGGCCCUGUGAGGCCCCCAAAUGAAGACAUUCCUAAAGUGACUCUGAACAAUACCUCGCGGCAGCCAAACUUCUACGAGAACACAAUGCCUGUCCAGAAGGAACCUCAGCCACCAUUCCACCAACUUCACAGACCAGAGGAGAGGCCACGGCCCGCUGUAGCUCCCAAGCCCAAACCUUUCGUAGCUCCGAAGCCUUCUCAGCAGCGAGUUCAGCAUGCCGAUGUACCGUUCAGCAGUAUGGAUAAUCGGCAGACCCAGCCACAGUUCUUCGAUUCCAAGCCAGCAGCCAAAACUCAGCCGCAAUCUCCGAACCUGUAUCACCCACAGGCCACCAAGCAGCCAGCGUACCAGCAGAUUAACAAACCCCCAGACAAGAGGCCUGCAUUUGUCCAACCGAAAAAAUACUCUCCUGAUAGACAUUCGGCCUCUUACGGAUACAGGAACCCAAAUGAGAUGCAGUCCCCUUUAUCAAACGACACCCCUCCCGAUCUGCCUCCGCCGCCAUCACCUGAAGAUAUUCAUGACAACUCCCCACCCCUUCCGCCUCCCCCGAGUCAGGAUUACACCAUCGAGCAGCAGCUCCAGGAUGAACAGAGGCGACUGAUGAAUCAGCUGGGCGGUCAGCUCGACCGGACUCAAAACAACCAGUAUGGUUCUUCCAUGGACUCGAGAUACCCCGAGUACAACCCCCAACAGACAGGGCAGUUCCAGGAGCGUCCUCCCGAACCCAGGGUCAGUUUGUUCAAUGGGCCGGCAUCGCAGCAGAGCAACGUCCAUCCCAACUAUCAAAAUAUCAGCUUCCCUGGAGCAGAAUCGCAGCAGCCCCCUCCCGUUCCACAGCCCCCAGCUGAGCAUAAUCUGUACGAAAGUUACGAACCCCGGCGGUCAGAAUCGAACUUCCAUCCGCCGGAACCCCAUCCCAGUGCUAUGCACUUGACCGUGCAUGAAAAGGAGUACACGAUAGCUGCGUCUCCGUGGGACCGUGAGGAGAGGGAAAAGGUUGAGGCUCAGAAAGAGGAAGAACUGGCCAGGUUGAGAGAGGCGGAGAUUGCCGAGCUGGAAUCAAAAACCUACCUGAAUCCCCAGGAACAAGAUCGACUACGCAAGCUGCGGCUAGAGCACGAGUUCCAGAAGCGAGUCCGAGAAACGAGUGAUCGAGAUGAUGACGAUGAUUCAGACAGUGAGGCAGCCGAGAGGCUUUACUCCCGAGACCGCAUGAUACAAGUCAUGAAGGAGGAUCUAGAAAAAUCAAAGGCCAGGAUGAUGGACCUGGAAAGAAAACGAUUGGUAGAAGAAUUCGAAGCCGAAAAAGAUCGAUUAAUAAGACUAGAACAGCGGUUGCAGCAGUUUGAAAAAGAUCGGGAAGAGCAUAAAAAAAGAAUAUUGAUGCGUCAGGAAAUGAAGCAAAAAGAAAAUGAAGAAUAUCUAAGGAAACAGCGGGAAAUGCGUGAAAAUCAACGGCUAAAGUUUGAAGAGCGGAAGAGAUUACUGAUGAUGGAGGAGGAGAAAAUGAAGCAAAGAAGAGAAGAAGAAUUAGCAAAGAAAAGACAAAUGGAGCGAGAGCAACGUCAGGAAAUGCAGGCCGCACGUGAUGCCGAGGAAGCUGCCCUGCGAGCUCAGAUACGCAAACAGGAGGAGGAGGCAUCACGGCAACGGAUGAUGCAGCAGCGACAGGAGCGUCUGGACCAGCAGCGGGAGAUCCGCGUAGCAGACGAGCGGCGGCGCCUCAACUCGGCCAACCAGAACCCACCUGGAGGCUACGGCAACUACCAGCAGUACGCCAACCUCCCUCCUCAACAGCAGCAGCAGGGGGCUGGCGACAACCUGCGACCCCCGGCACCCCCAGAGAGGAACAGUUCUUACGAGUUCACCAACCGCGGCCCCAAGGGUCACCAGUACCCGGGGGUGGAGUACCAGGAUGAGCCCCAGGCCGCUCCCAAGAAGUCGGUGUCCUUCAACACCCGACUGGAGACGCGCAACAUCUACAGUGUGCGCAGCAUGAGCGAGUCCGACCCCGAUUCACAACCGGGGUCAGUAUCGUCAUAUAGGACUUCCCAGUCGGACGCCCUCCCAGGCUCGCCUCUCUCCGGUCACCAGCCUCAAAUGAACGAGGUUUUCCACUCACCUCCUGAAAAUCAAAACAUGGCCAAUAAUGUGAAAUAUGUGGCAGCAGAGACAACUCCCGGUGUGGUCGGGACUCAGGAGGUGUACCGUGAUCCCAGGGCGAGGAUCGCGGCUGAGAAAGCAGCAAACUCUAUAAGGAAACCCGGACCCGAGAGGAUGUCAUUCAGGGACAAAAUGAAAUAUUUCGCGGUGGAAGCUGGGGAGAACACGAUUAAGUUAAAGCCUAAAGUAUCAAAAACACAGCGUCAGAUAGAAUCUCAGUUACAUACGGAGAACGGCCAAUAGUUAUUGGUGGUUAUUUUGUUACUUGUGACAAUGCAAGCUGUUCUCCGUUUGGUAUUCCAUUUACACCAGGAGAAUGGCCAAUAGCUAUUGGUGGUUAUUUUGUUAUGUGUGACAAUGCAAGCUGGACACUGAUUGGUAUCCCAGGUACACCAGGAGAAUGGCCAAUAGCUAUUGGUUGUAUUGUUAUUUAUUACUAAUGCAAACUGGUCUCCGAUUGGUGUAUCAAACACUGGAAAUGUGUUUUGAGUACAGCAGUUUGAUUGGUUUGGCAGUAUGGGCAAUGAACAUGCUUCAAAGUAUGUACCACCCAGUGCUGUACUAACAUGCCAAGGCUGGAAACGUAGCAAGCUGCAACCAUGUACUUAACUCAUUCUCAUCCCAGAUACCAAUAUAUCCUUGAACCAGCUGCUCCAAAUAUUUAUUCACUUCUCCUUAUCAUACAGGCAUUACUACCAUAUCGUGUUACACAACCGUGGCAUAUCUGCUGCUUCCGCGUGGCUCCUAUAUCUAUAUGCAAAUAUUAUCCCUGGAGGUUUCCAGCUUGUACCAAAUAUCAAGUAUAAUAGAAGAAAAAAACUGUGUAUGUUGAUGAUGACUUUGGUGUCUCUGUUUAUAAUGGUGUGUGAUAUAAGCUGCACUUCAGGUGGAGCAUUUGUCAAGAUUAGGAGAAAAGGAGGUGCAUUGUGUAUUACAAAUGUGUAUAACUUGUUGAGGAUUUUAUGUGUUGAAGCUUGCCAUUGGCUACUGAAGGACGAGUAGCUGUCAAUCAUUCCCAAGGUUAGAGAGUGAAAAAUAUGCAUAGUACCUUGAGCAACUAUUUCAGCCUGUGUUGUUACACUGUGUUGAUGAGUUAACUUUUGACUCUGUUAUAUGUAUGUAGUUUUUACGUUACUCGGCUAGUAUUUUUAUUAUUUUUAUCAACUUUUAUAACACCCAAAUUUUUAUUGUGCUAUCGUAUAUAUUUUACAAAAUAAUUUUAGCAUGUAGGCAGUGAUCAUACAAUGUCUGGUUUUAGUUUCACCAAGUUCGGAACAUCUCUUUUGCCAAAUACUUGUUUAACAAAACAUUGCAUUUAUUUAUAGCUGUUUUUAAUUUGCUUAGUUUAGCUUGGUAGGUUACAUUAGCUAUGGUGUACAUAUUCAAAUUAGUAUUUAAACAUGAUUAGACACAGAGUGCAUUUUACCACACUUGAACUACCAUCUAAAUUUUAACACAAAUGUUCCUUUUUAACUAGGAUUCUAAAAUCUGUUUUAUUUCAAAAGUAACUUGAUGAUUAAAAAUGUUCAAGUAUUUACAGGCCCGUAGCAACCAGGGAAGGUGUUGGUGGGGAGGCCAGUACCCUUCCUACUCUAGGAUGAAAAUGUAAAAAUAAUUUAUCCUAAACUAUAUAAAUGAAGGUACAAAUCUGGCUUAUGACUCCCAACUACAGAUUGUGCCACCACCCCUCCCCCCAACUACAGAUUGUGCCACCACCCUCCCCCAACUACAGAUUGUGCCACCACCCCUCCCCCAACUACAGAUUGUGCCACCACCCCUCCCCAACUACAUAUUGUGCCACCACCCCUCCCCCCAACUACAGAUCGUGCCACCACCCUCCCCCCAACUCCAAAUAACAUGCCUACUAGGCUGAUUUAGUGUGUUAUUUAGAUGUCAUCUAAAAUGAACUGAAAAUAUUAACAUAGAUUUGGUAGAUACUUACUACUUUAAUAUGGUAUCUAUUUUAUGCCAGAAGUUAAUGAAGUUCAGUUCAAGCUCUUGGUUUUAUAGAUUUUUCCUUUUUUAAAACUACAUUCUUUCAGUAAGUUUUACAUUUAUUUAUUAAAACGGGCUACACUGAUGUUUUUUUAAGAUAUUUUUAUGGUUUUGAUUAAGCUGAAGAAUGGAUACUAGGAUGUCCCUUGUUGACCUAUAUUUGCAGUUAAUAUGCUUCAGUAUUUAGUGCUAGUUCAAGCUGUGGCUUGAGGCAGCAUAUUCUAGUAUUAAACAACUAUCUGGCAAAAUAUCUGUUCCGAAACAUUCCUAAUCAUACAUUUUAUUUUUAUUUUACCGUUCUUGUCUGUGCUGUUAAGGACAUGUCAGGUUAAGGUUGUGAUUGUUAGUCUGUGAGAUGCUAUUUGGAGGUGGAGCAUGGUUUUGAUAGUCUUCAAGAUGCUAUUUGGAGCUGGUACAACUAGACUAUGCCUGAAUUAAGCAUCCUUCCAUCAGAGAAUCUCUUCGGGUGUAUUUGCAGGAAUUUAUUCAAGGAGUGGUGAAACCCUUCCACUGCACACAAACUUGUACUUGCUGGUUGAACAAAGUUAUAUUAGGGUGUAUGUGGAACUAGACUGCGUAUAUGAAGCAUCCUUCCAUUAAGUUUCUAGCUGGUAAAAAUGAGGUAAUGUUAGGCUGCAAGUGAAACUAAACUGCGUCUCUGUGAAACAUUCCUCCAUUAAGCUUCUAGCAGAUAAAAAAAACCCUCGAAGCUGCAAGUGGAACUAGAUUGUAUAUGUAUGAAGCAUCCCCCUGGCUUCUUGCAGGUAGAACAGAGGUUAUGUUGAGCAGCAAGUGGAACUCGACAGUGCCUAUAUGAAACAUCCCUCCAUUAACCUUCUUGCAGGUAAAAUGAGGUUAUGUAAGGCUGCAAGUGGUACCAGCCUGUGCCUAUAUGAAAUUUUUUGAAAUAUACCUCCAUUAUUAACCUUGUGGGUAAAAAUGAGGUUAUGUUAGGUUGCGAGUGGAACUCGACUGUGCCUAUAUGAAAUAUCCCUCCAUAAUUAUUAACCUUGUUGUAGAUAAAAAAUGAGCUUAUGUUAGGCUGCAAGUGGAACCAGCCUGUGCCUAUAUGAAACAUCCCUCCAUUAAGCUUCUUGCAGGUGAAACAAGGUUAUGUUAGGCUGCAAGUGGAACUGGACCACGACUAUAUAAAGCUAUCCCUCCAUUAAGCUACAUGCAAGGAAGAAAGUUGUGAUUCUUAGGCUUAAGAACAGGCUGUAAUGCAGAUGGUGGGUAUUGGGGGUCGAAACCCCUCCUUACUCUAGCAAAAACAAUUUCCAAUAUAUUUUCUAGGGGAGCAUCAUCGACCCCCUCUAUGAACUUCUUUGUACAGUCUAGACUCCCCUCUGCUAACAUUCCUGCACAUGUGCCUGAAGAAGCACCAGGAUGUGCCUGUAUCAGGAUAACCAUCCAUCAUAAUAACACCCAUAGGUUUGUGAUUACUAGGCAACAAGAAGUGCCAGGAUGUGUCUGUAUUAAGCAGACAUUGUAACAAUACCAACUGUGUUAAGCUGCAGAACGAUCCAAACUGUGCCUGUAUCAAACAUCCCUCCAUCAAAAUGCAACUUGUAGAACAAUCAUGUUAGGCUGUGAAAUGCAGAUAGACCAAAAGUUGUGGUUGCAGUGCUGCAAGAUGCUCAUAGCAGUGCCUGUACAAAGUAUCCCUCCAUCGUAGAGCUGGUUGUAGGUGUAGCAAGGUUGUGUUAGGCUGUAAACCAGACAGUGCCUGUACAAAGCAUCCCUCCCAUUAUAACACUACACACAGUAGCCAAACCUUUCUUAUAAUUUUGUACGAUCUUAAUGUUAACAUUUUACAAUGUGAUAACCUUUGUCCUCAUGUUUGGUUGUGAACCUAUUUAUCUCUGGUCCUCUUCCUAUCAAAACUUUCUUUCCAUACAGUGGCCAUCUUUAAUAUUAAGAGAAUCAUUGAGGGGUUUAUUAUUGUAUAUUCAUUCCAGAUUCUCCAAAGGUUGUUAAAAAACAACUGUUUUAUCCUUUGCAUGAUUGAUGAUGUGUUAAUUGAAAAUAAAAUAAGCAUCUUUUUAUUAGAUUGGCAUAUUAUACUAAUAAUUUAGUUUAUACUAUGUAGGUACCCCAUGUAUGUUUUGUGUUAAUAUUUACAUACUUUCUGAUACAGUUCUGUGUUAAUAUGUGUAUUGUUAUACAAGUCUAAUUUGUUAUAAACGUUUAAUGGGGGAAUAGAUUGAAAAGUUUGCCUAGGUAGAGUUAAUUUUAAAAAAUGUAUAUACUUAGUAAGAUGGCAAUAAAUAUAUAUAAACAUACAAUUUGAGAAAAUUUAUCAGAAGUAUGAAUACUAAUGGUGUUAAAAUAGGUGGAACCAGGAAUUUAAAUGUUCAAGAAUAAAAUUUGAAGCAAGAAAGUUAACUAUUUCCAUUUUUUCUAAUAUUGGUUUCAUCCAAGAUAGCUGCCCCAUAAUACUUGGAUGUUUGGGUGGCUUUUCUCUUGAUGCGUGUGUAUUUUGUCUAGUCAUAAAGAACUUGUUUGUAGCAUGCUUAAUGCCUGGCAUCGCAGCCUGGUGGAAAGACUAGGACAAAGACCAGAGAUAGAACAUUUUAUGAGUGUAUCAUAUAACUACCAAGCAAUAAAUCAUUAAUAAACUAUUGAUGCUCA